Molecule: messenger RNA, 3917 nt
Organism: Macaca mulatta (Rhesus monkey)
Lineage: Eukaryota; Metazoa; Chordata; Mammalia; Primates; Cercopithecidae
Source: RefSeq, a predicted model, not a curated record
GUAAUCCACCUGCCUUGGCCUCCCAAAGUGCUGGGAUUACAGGCGUGAGCUGCUGCACCCAGCCAAAACUCCACUUUAAUCCCAGAAGUGGCACUGGAUAUAUCUGACCUCACUUCCCACUGCCUCCAACCCUAUGAAAAAGUGACUUCAAUUGUAUCCAUUUUGCAGAGGAGGGAACUGAGGCUUGGGGAGCUCAAGUAACUUACCUAAGAUCACACUACAUGUAAAGGGAUUAGAACCCAGGCCUGAAUGACUCCAAAGGCCAGGCUGUGUCUCCCUGUUGGUGUCCAGAGGGGAGCCCGCCCCCGGAGGGAGCUCUGACCCUCUGUGUCCUGCUGCGCCCACUAAGGGAGUCCUCUUGCUGUGUCCCCGCCUCUCUGGUCCAAGCCUUCCCCCCUGGAAGCCACAGAACAAACAAGGUGGGAACUAGUUUAUUUGUUUUUCUCCGUGUGUAUUGGGUGGGAAGGGUGAGAUGUAUAAGAGAGGGCUUUUCAGACAUGCUCCCGCCUCCUGGGUGGGGUGCUAAGAGUUCCAGGAAACUCACCCUCGGUGCCCAGCCCCGCCUGGCUGGCACCAUGCUACAGAGAACAGGGGGCUGACAGCCAACCAGUGGGGCCUUGUUCUUCCCUUGCCCUGGCUCCUGGCUAAGCACUGGACCCAGGAGCCAGAGAGACGUGGUUCAAGUCCAGCCCUUCUCCCUGCAGGCUGUUUGCUGCCUUUGAAACCUGCUUCCUCAUCUGAGAAAUGGGAACAAAUGACAUCUUUGUCAUAAAGUUGCUCAUUUGUGUGAGGACUCAAGGAUGAACAGAUACGUUUCCUGCCUCCUUGCGCCCACAGCCUGGGAAUGAACCAUCCCGUGAACAGCUGGGAUAAAGCUUCCGAGGAGACGAGCACAGAUCCUGGGAACGAGCUGAGCAGUGCAGACGGGCCUGGGGCAGGCAUGGCGGAUUCCAGCGAAGGCCCCCGCGCGGGUCCCGGGGAGGUGGCUGAGCUCCCCGGGGAUGAGAGUGGCACCCCAGGCGGGGAGGCUUUUCCUCUCUCCUCCCUGGCCAAUCUGUUCGAGGGGGAGGAUGGCUCCCCUUCGCCCUCACCGGCUGAUGCCAGUCGCCCUGCUGGCCUAGGCGAUGGGCGACCAAAUCUGCGCAUGAAGUUUCAGGGUGCCUUCCGCAAGGGGGUGCCCAACCCCAUUGAUCUGCUGGAGUCCACCCUAUAUGAGUCCUCGGUGGUGCCUGGACCCAAGAAAGCACCCAUGGACUCACUCUUUGACUAUGGCACCUAUCGUCACCACCCCAGUGACAACAAGAGGUGGAGGAAGAAGAUCAUAGAGAAGCAGCCGCAGAGCCCCAAAGCCCCUGCCCCCCAGCCGCCCCCCAUCCUCAAAGUCUUCAACAGGCCCAUCCUCUUUGACAUUGUGUCCCGGGGCUCCACUGCCGACCUGGAUGGGCUGCUCCCCUUCUUGCUGACCCACAAGAAACGCCUGACUGAUGAGGAAUUUCGAGAGCCAUCUACAGGGAAGACCUGCCUGCCCAAGGCCUUGCUGAACCUGAGCAGCGGCCGCAAUGACACCAUCCCUGUGCUGCUGGACAUCGCGGAGCGCACCGGCAACAUGCGGGAGUUCAUCAACUCGCCCUUCCGCGACAUCUACUAUCGAGGUCAGACGGCCCUGCACAUCGCCAUCGAGCGUCGCUGCAAACACUACGUGGAGCUCCUCGUGGCCCAAGGAGCUGACGUCCACGCCCAGGCCCGUGGGCGCUUCUUCCAGCCCAAGGAUGAGGGAGGCUACUUCUACUUUGGGGAGCUGCCCUUGUCGCUGGCUGCCUGCACCAACCAGCCCCACAUUGUCAACUACCUGACGGAGAACCCCCACAAGAAGGCAGACAUGCGGCGCCAGGACUCGCGAGGCAACACGGUGCUGCACGCGCUGGUGGCCAUCGCCGACAACACCCGUGAGAACACCAAGUUCGUUACCAAGAUGUAUGACCUGCUGCUGCUGAAGUGUGCCCGCCUCUUCCCCGACAGCAACCUGGAGGCCGUGCUCAACAACGAUGGCCUCUCACCCCUAAUGAUGGCUGCCAAGACGGGCAAGAUUGGGAACCGCCACGAGAUGCUGGCUGUGGAGCCCAUCAAUGAACUGCUGCGGGACAAGUGGCGCAAGUUCGGGGCCGUGUCCUUCUACAUCAACGUGGUCUCCUACCUAUGCGCCAUGGUCAUCUUCACCCUCACCGCCUACUACCAGCCACUGGAGGGCACACCACCGUACCCUUACCGCACCACGGUGGACUACCUGCGGCUGGCUGGCGAGGUCAUUACGCUCUUCACUGGGGUCCUGUUCUUCUUCACCAACAUCAAAGACUUGUUCAUGAAGAAAUGCCCUGGAGUGAAUUCUCUCUUCAUUGAUGGCUCCUUCCAGCUGCUCUACUUCAUCUACUCUGUCCUGGUGAUCGUCUCAGCAGCCCUCUACCUGGCAGGGAUUGAGGCCUACCUGGCCGUGAUGGUCUUUGCCCUGGUCCUGGGCUGGAUGAAUGCCCUUUACUUCACCCGUGGGCUGAAGCUGACGGGGACCUAUAGCAUCAUGAUCCAGAAGAUCCUCUUCAAGGACCUUUUCCGAUUCCUGCUGGUCUACUUGCUCUUCAUGAUCGGCUACGCUUCAGCCCUGGUCUCCCUCCUGAACCCGUGUGCCAACUUGAAAGUGUGCAAUGAGGACCAGACCAACUGCACAGUGCCCACUUACCCCUCGUGCCGCGACAGCGAGACCUUCAGCACCUUCCUCCUGGACCUGUUUAAGCUGACCAUCGGCAUGGGCGACCUGGAGAUGCUGAGCAGCACCAAGUACCCCGUGGUCUUCAUCAUCCUGCUGGUGACCUACAUCAUUCUCACCUUUGUGCUGCUCCUCAACAUGCUCAUUGCCCUCAUGGGCGAGACGGUGGGCCAGGUCUCCAAGGAGAGCAAGCACAUCUGGAAGCUGCAGUGGGCCACCACCAUCCUGGACAUUGAGCGCUCCUUCCCCGUGUUCCUGAGGAAGGCCUUCCGCUCCGGGGAGAUGGUCACUGUGGGCAAGAGCUCAGACGGCACUCCCGACCGCAGGUGGUGCUUCAGGGUGGAUGAGGUGAACUGGUCUCACUGGAACCAGAACUUGGGCAUCAUCAAUGAGGACCCGGGCAAGAAUGAGACCUACCAGUAUUAUGGCUUCUCACACACCGUGGGCCGCCUCCGCAGGGAUCGCUGGUCCUCGGUGGUACCCCGCGUGGUGGAACUGAACAAGAACUCGAACCCGGACGAGGUGGUGGUGCCUCUGGACAGCAUGGGGAACCCCCGCUGCGAUGGCCACCAGCAGGGUUACCCCCCCAAGUGGAGGACUGAUGACGCCCCGCUCUAGGGACUGCAGCCCAGCCCCAGCCUCUCUGCCCAUCCAUUUCUAGUCUAGCCGCAUUUCAGCAGUGCCUUCUGGGGUGUCCCCCCACACCCUGCUUUGGCUCCAGAGGCGAGGGCCCAGUGGAGGUGCCAGGGAGGCCCCAGGACCCUCUGGUCCCCAGGCCCUGCCUCCCCACCCUGGGGUGGGGGCUCCCGGCCACCUGUCUUGCUCCUAUGGAGUCACAUAAGCCAACGCCAGAGCCCCUCCACCACAGGAUUCAGGCCCCUGCCCCUGCCUCUCCAUUAUUUAUUUGCUCUGCUCUCAGGAAGCGACGUGACCCCUGCCCCAGCUGGAACCUGGCAGAGGCCUCAGGACCCCGUUCCAAGUGCACUGCCCAGCCAAGCCCCAGCCUCAGCCUGUGCCUGAGCUGCAUGUGCCACCAUUUUUGGCAGCGUGGCAGCUUUGCAAGGGGCUGUGGCCCUCGGCAUGGGGCUGUGCCUUCUGUAUGUUCUGUAGAGCGUCUGGGAUUUGCUGGUGCUCAAUAAAUAUUUUUUCAUUGAUGGUG